Molecule: messenger RNA, 2090 nt
Organism: Trichomycterus rosablanca
Lineage: Eukaryota; Metazoa; Chordata; Actinopteri; Siluriformes; Trichomycteridae
Product: multiple epidermal growth factor-like domains protein 10
Exons: 15
Biological process (GO): heterophilic cell-cell adhesion
Molecular function (GO): scavenger receptor activity
Source: RefSeq, a predicted model, not a curated record
GUGCCAGGACCAGUGUCCUAUUGGCAAGUACGGUGUAAAGUGCCGGCAGACGUGUCGCUGUGAAAACGGAGCCAAGUGCUACCACAUCAGCGGCGCGUGUCUGUGCGAGCCAGGCUAUACGGGCGAGAUGUGCGAGACCCGGAUCUGCCCAGAGGGCAUUUAUGGCUCCAAGUGUGACAAAACAUGCCCAUGCCAUGGUUCAAACACCAGAAGCUGCCACCCUGUAUCAGGUGAGUGCUCAUGCCAGCCUGGUUGGUCAGGUAUCUACUGUAAUGAAACCUGUCCCCCUGGCUUCUAUGGCGAGGAAUGCCAGCAAGUUUGCCGGUGCCAGAACGGUGCAGACUGCCACAGUGUAACAGGAGAGUGUAUCUGCGCUCCAGGUUUUAAGGGUGUCGAUUGUGCUGUAAAGUGUCCUGCAGGGACUUAUGGAGUGAACUGCUCUUCUGUUUGUACCUGUAAGAAUGGCGCUACUUGUUCUCCUGUGGAUGGAUCCUGCACAUGCAAAGCAGGCUGGCAUGGAGUACACUGCUCUAUAAACUGCCCGAGUGGUACAUGGGGACUGGGCUGUAACCUCACCUGCUUGUGUGGGAACGGUGGAGCAUGUAAUGCCCUGAAUGGCCAGUGCACGUGUGCUCCAGGUUGGAGAGGAGAACGAUGUGACCAGCACUGCCAGGAUGGAACGUAUGGUGUGGAGUGUCAGGAACGAUGUGACUGCAGUCAUGCUGAUGGGUGCGACCAUGCCACUGGCCACUGCCGCUGUCUUGCAGGCUGGACAGGGAUCCACUGUGACAGCGUUUGUGCUGAGGGUCUCUGGGGGCCAAACUGCUCAGUGCUCUGUAACUGCAAGAACGGAGCAUCCUGUUCACCUGAUGAAGGAACCUGUGAGUGUGCCCCCGGCUUCAGAGGAACCACAUGCCAACGGAUUUGCUCUCCUGGGUACUUUGGGCACCGCUGCAGUCAGGCGUGCCCACAGUGCGUCCACAGUAACGGCCCCUGUCAUCACGUCACAGGCCAGUGUGACUGUCUUUCUGGUUUUAAAGGAGCGCUCUGCAAUGAAGUGUGUCCUAACGGCAGGUUUGGAAAGAACUGUGCCUCGACAUGCACCUGCACCAAUAAUGGCACAUGUAACCCUAUUGAUGGCUCGUGCCAGUGUUACCCAGGCUGGAUUGGGAGUGACUGCUCACAGCCAUGCCCUCCUGGUCACUGGGGUCCGAACUGCAUUCACACAUGCAACUGUCAUAACGGAGCCUACUGCAGUGCUUACGAUGGAGAGUGCAAAUGUACACCCGGAUGGACCGGCCUUUACUGCACACAGCGCUGUCCGUUAGGUUUCUAUGGUAAAGACUGUUCCGAGACCUGUCAGUGUCAGAACGGUGCCGACUGUGACCACAUCUCCGGGCAGUGUACCUGCCGCAGAGGCUUCAUGGGACGACAUUGUGAACAAAAAUGCUUGCCCGGGACAUACGGCUUCGGUUGCAGGCAGAUGUGUGACUGCCUUAAUAACUCCACCUGUGAUCACGUGACAGGGACAUGCUACUGCAACCCGGGCUGGAAAGGUGCCCGCUGUGACCAAGCUGGCGUAAUCAUCGUGGGCAACCUUAAUAGUCUGACCAGCGCAGCUGUGCCAAUCGAUUCCUAUCAGGUUGGUGCCAUCGCAGGAAUCAUAGUUCUGGUUCUGAUGGUGCUCUUCCUCCUGCUCCUUUUCAUCAUCUACCGAAAAAAGCUAAAGGGCAAGGAGCCCGCAAUGCCCUCCGUCACAUACACCCCUGCCAUGCGGGUUAACGCAGACUACACCAUUACAGAUUCAAUGCCCCACACAAACGAGGGUCCUCCUAACAGUAACUACUUCUCCAAUCCCAGCUAUCACACUUUGGCACAGUGUACUAGCCCAACUCGUGUCAACAACCUGCCUUACGGAAAGACAAAGAACAACCAGUUGUUUGUUAACCUGAAGAAUGUGGAACAGAGAAAGCGGCCGUCACUGAGGGAUCACACUGGAACCCUGCCGGCUGACUGGAAACAAGGCAACUGCUUUAAUGAGCUUGGAGCUUAUGGAAUUGACAGACGUUAUUUGGGAAAAUCUCUUAGAG